Messenger RNA from Laccaria bicolor S238N-H82, 333 nucleotides. RefSeq lists its product as uncharacterized. The record is from RefSeq and is a predicted model, not a curated record. NCBI's taxonomy places the organism in Eukaryota, Fungi, Basidiomycota, Agaricomycetes, Agaricales, Hydnangiaceae. The transcript has 4 exons. The coding region runs from base 1 to 333 and encodes 110 amino acids.
AUGGGGCGUUAUAAUGUUGUAGUUGAGGAUGACGAGGAUGUUGUUUGGGAGGAAGAUGAGAUGGGUAAGGUGACUCAUAUUCUCUUGGAUCUGUCCCUUGUUCUUUGUCAGUUCCUUCUGAGUCUCAUGGACAGUCUCUUGCUUCGUCUGCUUUCAAAACAAAGCAAAGCUCUUCUCUUAGACUAUCUUGGGAUUGACACAGAACUUCCCUCUCUAGAACCAUCUGGGUUACACUCUGCUUACCAGAAGUUCAAGGCCAUCACAAAUGCUACCCCUAAGGUGAUGGCCUUUGAGAAGACCGUGACACGCAGGAGUACAUGCUUGGUGCUUUGA